AUGUCCAAGAGAGUUCGCAUCUUUGCUGUCGAGGACGUCGAAUUGCACAAGGAUCGCGCGAGCUGCUGGGUCACCCGUCAUGGCAAGGUGUACGAUGUGACCGAGUUCUUGCCGGAUCAUCCUGGCGGAGACGACUUGAUCCUCAAGUACGGCGGCAAGGACGUGGACGAGGUGAUGCGUGACGCGUCCGAGCAUGAGCACUCGGAAUCGGCGUUCGACAUGCUGGGCGAGUACUUCAUUGGCAGGAUAGGGUCCGGGGAGGCAACCGUCAGUGACGCAGACUGGGUCGCGGACGAGAAUUUCCAUCCUGAGGAAACGGAUACCACUGCGGACUAUGAGAGGAGUCAAUUCCUCGACCUACGGAAACCCCUACUCAAGCAAGUUUGGUACGCGAACUGGAGCAAACAUUAUUACCUUCAGCAGGUUCACCAGCCCAGACAUCUUUCAGAGCCUGCUCGGUUAUUCGGACCAGGCUACCUUGAGGUCUUCACACGAACGAAGUGGUUCGUUGUCCCGCUGUUCUGGGGGCCGAUAGCGGGAUACCUCUUCGUUCGAUCUCUGCUUCAGUGGACAACUCCUCUCCCUCUUUUCAGCACCAACCCCUGGCUGCCCGUUCACCUUCUCUCCUCGAUUGGCACGGACUCGAUCGCCAAGACGACGCUAUGCUUCUUCGCCGGCAACAUCAUCUGGACGCUCCUGGAGUACACGCUCCACCGGUUCCUGUUCCACAUCGACGAGCUCUUACCCGACACGCCAGCGUUCCUCACCCUGCACUUCUUGCUGCACGGUAUCCAUCACUACCUGCCCAUGGACCGCUUGCGGCUCGUGAUGCCCCCGACGCUAUUUGCCAUCCUGCAGGCGCCCUUCACCCGCUUGGCGCAUAUCCUGUUCCCUCCGGCCAUGGCCAACGGUAUCAUCGCCGGAUCAUUCACGUUCUACGUCCUGUACGACUGCAUGCACUAUGCGCUUCAUCACACCCAACUACCGCAAUACAUGCGGGAGAUGAAGAAGUACCACCUUGCGCACCACUACAAGAACUUCGAGCUUGGAUUCGGCGUCACCAGCAAAAUCUGGGAUGUCGUGUUUAACACUGUUCUACCCGUUUAGAUACAUCGGGAUCGUAGUUCGCAUGGUGGCACAUUGGACGCAUGUUCAUUCUCUUGCAGGAUUUGUCGCCUACGUUAUGCAUGUUGUAAUUAUCAAUAAUUUGGGUGAUCGGUACUUGCAGUCUGCGCCAUCGUUGGGCUAAAAUACAACAACC
Punctularia strigosozonata HHB-11173 SS5 is the source of this 1261-nucleotide messenger RNA. Its product is annotated as oxidoreductase. Bases 1 to 1107 code for a protein of 368 amino acids. Gene Ontology annotation, biological process: lipid biosynthetic process; fatty acid metabolic process. Gene Ontology annotation, molecular function: fatty acid 2-hydroxylase activity; heme binding; iron ion binding. Gene Ontology annotation, cellular component: membrane; endoplasmic reticulum. The transcript has 6 exons. NCBI's taxonomy places the organism in Eukaryota, Fungi, Basidiomycota, Agaricomycetes, Corticiales, Punctulariaceae. The record is from RefSeq and is a predicted model, not a curated record.